AUGAUUUCAAGUGUGUAUCAGAUUUCUUUUACAGGAGAGUUUCGUUCCAAUGCUGUUUUUGUUGAGUGCUACAUAGCAGGAAACGUUGAGAAGAAUGAAGCUGAGUCCAUGGUGAAGCAUAUUGAAGAUGUUCAUCAAGAUGAAUUCAACUUGAAUAGUAAACUUCAGCUUUUCCGUCUCAUCGCAAAGCAAGCCACUUUUUACCAGCUUAAAACGGUGGAGAAACUUGGUUACAUCAUCACUUCACUUUCUCAGAGCAACUACUCUGGUGUCUAUGGUGUACACUUCAUAAUCCAGUCUUCAGUUAAGGGUCCUGGACAUAUUGAUUCAAGGGUGGAGUCACCACUCAAGGAUCUUGAGAGUAACAUUUACAAGUUAAGUGAUGAGGAAUUCAAGACACCACAGCUUCACCGUUAA
Eruca vesicaria subsp. sativa (arugula) is the source of this 417-nucleotide messenger RNA. The record is from the annotation of a GenBank genome assembly. NCBI's taxonomy places the organism in Eukaryota, Viridiplantae, Streptophyta, Magnoliopsida, Brassicales, Brassicaceae.